AUGGCUCCCCCGACGGCCGCGGCGGCGGCUCGCUGCGCCCCUCGCCGGCGCCUCAGGCCGCUUGGUGGCGGCGGCGGCGGCGGCUGGCCCCCAUGUGCCGAGCGCGCCGCGGCGGCGGAAAAGGUAAAGGCCGGGCCGCGAACUCCGCCUGACCCCGGGCUGAACUCGGGCGUGUUAAAGGAGCCGCCGCGGCAUCUCCGCCUCCGAGGCAGCCAAGCGGGCGGCGGACUGCGGGCCGGGGGAGGAGCCGCCCGACGGGGCUCCCGACGGAACAGCCCCAGGGGCCGGAGCGGGGGCGCGCCGCGGGAGCCCGCGGCGGGCGCGGACAGGCCCGGGCCGCCGCCGGGCGGGCACGCAGAUCCGGGCGAGGAGGCGGCGACCCCGGACCAGCUCCCGGGCGAGGGAGCCUUCCGGCGAGGAGGGAAAAGGAGGGUGCAGAUCCCAGCCGCAGGGACCCCCGCCCCGCGCAGCCCCGCACUCCCGUCUCGCCCCGCCGCUCACCUGCAGCCCCGGGGCCGAGGCCUGUCCCGGCUGGGCGGCACCGGGGACGGCGCGCUCGCCUACCCGCAGGCCAGUCGCGCCCGCGCUCUCGGGCGUGCCUUCGGCUCCCUCCUGGGCCCGCUUCGCUUCUCGCGCGGAGCCCCCGCUCCUUCGGCGCCCGCCGCCCCGAGCCCCGCUUCUCGGGAAGCCGCGGAGCCCCCGGCCGCCUCGGGAAGGCCGAGGCGGAGAGCCGCAGCCGAACCCGCGCAAAAGCGCAGCGAUCCAAAGCGAGGAGCCUCGCGGGCCGCCCGUCCUGGGGCCUGCCAACUCGCCAUCCCUGGCACCUCCCGCUGCCGCAGCCCCAGGAACGUGGCACAGGGGCCUGGGAACGCCCGCAGCGCUCCAUGGCCCCCCGAAGUGGCCAAGUUAGUCCAGGAAAGCUUCUCCCCAAAUAAACGCGUGGACCUUUACGCGCUCCUUGCUCAACCGCAGCCUCCAACUCCACCACUUCGUUCGCAGCAAAGCAGCACUCCGGCCCGGCCCCCCAUGGUCGCGAUACCUGCCGAGGCCCAGCGGUGCUACAAAACGGAGGCGAAGGCAGGCCCCAGACCAGGGGCGCUUCCUGGGAGCGGCGUUCCCCGGGCCGGUGCCGUCUGGCUGGGUCGAGCAGCUGAGCCAUGCCCCCACGACGGGGCCUCGCGGGAGGCCGGCGUGGGCUGCAGUUCGCCAGAAGCUCGCCAGAAGCCUGGCCACCGCUCCUGCCACCGCCCGGACGAACGGGUCGUGAGUGGAGACGCCGUCUGUGCGUUUGCCUCGGUGGGAUCCAAGGGGCCACCGGACAGUGUGGAAAAGCCCCAGAAGCCAAGCGGCCACUUCAGCUCGCUGGGACGGGCUCUCGCCACCAGCUUGCAGGGCCGGGCAGCGGUCUUUCAGGCAGCUGGGUCCCGAGCCGGGGGGAGCUCCCGCCCAGAGCAGACCGCUGGCCAGGCAGCUGCCCUUUGCUGGGACGGGGCCUCCGCGCAGGGAGCAGGCAGCCCGGAGGCAGCCGCCUCCCGCAGCUCUGUGGAAAGGAAAGCGCCGAGUGACAUCCCGGGCCGGCCCCUGGCUGUGCCGCCACCCAUGAGGAGGGCAUCCACCCGGCACUCGCUCCGCCGGCCGCAGGAGCCUGGGGCGCGGUGGGAUGGGGACGGGGAGGCCACAGGACCCGUCCCCGGCCGGGCACGGCAGAGCGGCCACGCCGCGAAUCGGGGCAGGGCGCCCACGGCUCGGCCCCCUGCACUCCAGGCGGCAGCAGGAUUAUCUGGAUUUCCGGAGAAGGAGCAGGUGGCACCUGGAGGCUUUGAGGACCGGGCAUCUCCAGGGAUGGCGUUGCCACGGGGACGGCCUUGGAUGCGGCCGGCAGAGGCGGCUGCUGCAGGAGCCAGGACUGGGAGACUCGUCAGCCUGCAGUCCUGGUCAGACGGACUCGGGCGCCGCAUGGCGAAGGCUCCCGUCCAGGGGACGGGCUGUAACGCGGCCUCCUCCUGGCUGCUCAAGGGUUUGGGGCAGCCUUCGCCCACCUGGCGCCUUCCUGACGGGUUGGACUACAACUCCCAGCGCCCAGCCCAUCCGAAGGGCAUCAGGGGCAAGAACUCCGAGCCUUUCGCGCGCCCCCUCCCCGCGCCCCGGAGCCUGGGGCUGGCACCGCAGCGGGCCUGGUGCAGCAGGGGCUGGCGCUGCGUCCCGCCACUGAGGAACCGGCCCGGAAGGGCAGAAAACCCAGGCUGCGUCAGCGCCUUCCUGCCUCCACCCAAGCUGGCCAAAGGGCCCAGUCCCUUCGACAGCACAGGUGCUGGCUUGACUGGGCUGCACUGGCCUGGCGGCGGCAUUUUGACGCACCUGCAGCAGCUGGGCAGCCUGCGAGGGAAGGUCCUUGCCCCACUCGCUGCAGCAGGGGGUCCGGGGGGCUGCCGGGGGAGCCCUGAUGUCCGGGUCCAGAGGAGGGUCUCCAAGGGACAGGGGCUGCUGGGACUCGCCAAGGGCCGGCUGGAUGCGGGAGCAUCACCAGACAGCGGUCCUGCCCCCCGGAGGGGGAGCUUGGCCCCAUCCGGAGCAGACGGAGCGCCAACUCCUGAGCAGACGGGCCUCCCACCACCGCCCCGCUGGCGCUUCCGCAGCCUCACCUGUCUCCACCGCAGUUCCUCGCACCCAGCAGAUUCGAGUGGGUACGCGCACCCAGGCAGCGAAAGCCAGGUUGAUGCUUUUUCUAUGAAUGAGCCGCGAGAUCCCCCGUUACUACGAGCCGGCCUCUAUAAAAGCCCGACGGCGGCGGCCGAGCCCACACCGCAGCGCGCCGGCGGAGGCGCCUCGUGGCGGGCGCAGGGGCUGCGCUCGGUUCCGCUCGGCUCGGCGGCGGCGGCGGCGGGCGCGGGACGCGGCCGGCGGGACGCGCCGUCGGAG
Molecule: messenger RNA, 2919 nt
Organism: Varanus komodoensis (Komodo dragon)
Lineage: Eukaryota; Metazoa; Chordata; Lepidosauria; Squamata; Varanidae
Product: collagen alpha-1(I) chain-like
Exons: 15
Source: RefSeq, a predicted model, not a curated record